AAGCAGAGCACCCAAAACAAAGGAGAAUUCGGUGACACAAGCAGAAAGUGGCUCAUAACAACAUCUGGUGAGCAAAAUUACAUUUACUCAAGAGCUCAGCAUCAUGAAUAUGAAACUACCACCUUAUCUCCAGCAUAGUGUUGAUCAGAUCCAUGAGGAAGCCCCUGGAACUGGACCAGAUGUAGACUUUUCUGAAUACGUGUGGAUGGGAGAACAGGAGUUGGAUGAGUUUGAUAAACAGGUAGAGGAGGAGUUUUGGGAGGAGGCCUUUAUGGAGGCGUGUUUUGAGGAGAUGUUGGCAGAGGAAGAGGCAGAAUGGAUAUAUUAUAACUCUGUAGAGGAAGCUAUAACAGCAUUCCACAACUACACAAACAGUGUCUACAAUCAGAAGGCUUCAUCACCUUGUAGUAAGCUGAAUCCUGAUGCUCCAGAAUUUGUUCCACGAUCUCCAGUUUCUUCCUGCAAAUAUACGUAGCAUAUUCUUCUGAAAUAUCUCUUGCAUUAUGCAUGUGGCCAAAGAAACAAUACGGAAUGAGUUUAUGCUCAAUGUCUUUCAAAAAAAUGCACAAAAAUCAUAUACUCCUUCCAUUCCCAGGUCCACUGUUCAUCACCUGUUGUCUUUACAUCGAUGUGUUCAUUUAUUCAUCCAUAUGUUUUCUGAAUUUAUCAGGAGAAAUUCCAGAAUUCCACAUACAUAAUCUGUAUCAACAGAAAUUGUUGUACUUUAAAAUCAGCAUAGAUUUAAUUUUGCAUGUUGAUAUUAUUUGUCUCAUUUAGAAAUGAAGCACAGAGAAUAAGAUUAUCCAUUCUAAGUCAGUAUUGCUUUUGGGUAUUGAUUCAAUUUGUUUUUCUAAAUUGAUCAAUAUGUUUAUUAAGAUGCAGUUUAGGACUUCCUGUUAAUACUCCGAAUCAUAAAGCAUUACCAUAUUAACAAUCUUUUGGUUAAAAAGAAAAAAAUAGUGAAACAUAACUGAAAUUGAAACUGGACUCAAAAAUUGUCUUUGGACUUUCUAGCAUAAAUGGGAGCAUCAAUUGAUUGAACACCUAACCAAUUUACUUUAGACUUUGUAGAAUAAACAGGAUUCCAAAUUUAUUGAACUUCACUCUUUUAAAGGUAAAAAUCCAUUCUCAGAUUUCUAGUAGAGAUCAGUAAUUGAUUUCAUGGAAUAGCACCUUGCCUUGAGAUGUAUGGAAUAUGAGUGCUUUUGGACAUUUUUGUCCCCAUGUUUAUAGUGCUACAGAUGUCAGGUAUGUAAUGUAUAAUAUGUUAAUGGACUUUGAUGUAUAGCAGAAUAAAGUCCAAAGGAUUAUUAUUUAAUUUGAAAACAAAUAAAUCAAAUGUAUUCAGGAUUUGAACAAGUAAGUGCUGUAAGGAAGUCGUGACUGCCUGUCUUGAAUUACUAUUUAAUAUUAGUAUUUUGAUCAUGAACCCAAAUCAAGAGUCCGAGUUUUGUGUCUCCUUGCUCCAGUCUGGGACAUUCCUGAUGGUAGAGAAUGGUGUGUGGAUUCUUGCAUGUACUGCUUAUUUCAUGCGUAUGAACUAGAAACUUGUGGUAAUGACUUCAUUGUGUAUCAGUUUGUAUGUUAUUUUUUCAGGAUUAUUUUGCUGUAUGGGAUGUCUAUGUUGAUAAGUUGUUCCAUUGGUCCUUUAUAAAUGUUAAUCACCAAAAUCCAGGUCUACACAUUGAAAAUUCUUACCUGGUUUUUAGAACAAUUUUCUUGAAUCUUUUUAAAUAUUAUUCAGCAUGUGUAUGAAAUAUAAAAUACUGAAGUAAAUAUACAAUGUAAGGGACUCAUUAUAUCCUAUUCACAACUGCUCUCUGGUUGAACUAUUAGUGAGUUUGUUAAAUGCAAUCCAUUGGUUAACUGUCUAGUAAUUAUUCAGACCCGUUUUUCAACCUAACUACACCAGUGUAGGCCUUCAGUUUUCGUCUACUGUGACUGUAUAGUUUUAAAAAAGUGACAUGAUGCUCAAAAGUUGUGAAACUAAUUGAUGUUAAUCAAUAUUUAACAAAAUUUGUAAACUACUCUUUUCUGUCAUGAAAUUAAUCCACUGGAUAAAUUAGUUAAAACGUCAAUAGAUAUGGCAAUAAAAUAACAAUAAAGUAUUAUAAUUAUAAAACUAAUAUAGAGAACCAUAAACAGAACAAUGUUCCAUCAAGAUCAACUGUUAAGGAAAUAGUAGCUUAGAAUUAUUAGUUUUGGUUUAGUCCUGUGUCAGUAAAUAUUAUGGUUUUAGUACUCCAUCUGUGUAAGUACCUUAUAAUGAGCACUGGCACAACAGUGAAAUCUAUGGUAAAUUAAUACUUCUAGACUCAAUAUUUGGAUAUUAAACUAUGAACAAUUGGUGCAUAAAUGGUUAACUGGUAAUACUAACUAGCAUAUAUAUCCCAUACUGAUGAUGAUGUGUUAGAUAUAUUAUUGUCUAAAAACAUCUCUGUUUAAUUGUUUCAUAUUGGUGCAUACUUAGCCUUACAAAGGCCUUAUAUAGAUCUUAGUUAAAUAAAUUUGUUUUUACAAUGAAA
This is a messenger RNA of Ylistrum balloti, 2525 nucleotides long. Its product is annotated as polyadenylate-binding protein-interacting protein 2-like. The transcript has 4 exons. The coding region runs from base 104 to 475 and encodes 123 amino acids. Gene Ontology annotation, molecular function: mRNA regulatory element binding translation repressor activity. Gene Ontology annotation, biological process: negative regulation of translational initiation. The record is from RefSeq and is a predicted model, not a curated record. Gene Ontology annotation, cellular component: cytoplasm. NCBI's taxonomy places the organism in Eukaryota, Metazoa, Mollusca, Bivalvia, Pectinida, Pectinidae.